AACCUGUUGACAAGUUUUUUUCCUCCUAUUUCAACCCAACUACUACAGUAAGUCAGUACUGUGUCACACCGCAAACAUGAUGGAAGAAGUGUCUAUCUCUGUGGCAUAUAAUGCCCACGUCAUAGACCAGAUGUCUGAGGAGGAAAUCUUGGCCAGUCUCGUAGCAGAAUCUUUACCUAAGCAACCGGUCCCCUCUAAGAAACUAAGGCAGGAAGACCCCCUUGACAGAUACCAGCAGGAGAACCUGCGUCUUCAGGAAACGAGUCUUCGCCUGGAGCAGGAGAAUGAUCAUCUGGCCCACAAACUUGUCACCAGCAAAAUAGCCCUGCGGAAUGCCUUAGACCAGACUGAGGACAAGGUUGACGAGUUGACACAAGAGCUUUUGAGAACCAGGCACGAUCUGGAGGUGACAGCAGAGGAGAAACGGGAGACGGUGGAGGAGACCAACCAGCUGAAGGAGCUUUUCAAAAAAGAGCUGGACAAAGCACGAGCAGACAUUGCCAGGUCACACAACAUCAUAGCAGAUUACAAGCAGAUAUGUUCUCAACUGAAUGAAAGACUUGAGCGGCAGGAAACGGAAAACAAUGAGGAGUUGGCUUUAAUUAAGAGCAAAGUAUUGGAAUGUGAAAGGUGUUGCAAGCACGUCAAUAUGGAUGGUACACUUGAGAAGGAGCCAGAGGACUCCAGUAGUUUGACAAGGCCCUCAUCCUCGUCUAGCAAAGAAAGAGACAUGCUCCAAGUCCAGGUCCAAGAGCUGGAGAGAGAGCUGGCCCAGACGAAGCUGCAAAUGGUAGAAGCCAAGUGCAGGAUACAGGAACUGGAACACCAAAAUGGAUCGCUGAAGAUGGACCUGCAGACAGCCAAGCACAGCUGGUUGAGAAAGACCCUUGGCUCCCUAAAGAUGACAGGCGGUGGCACGGAGCCCCCUGUGCCCAGAGACGAGAUCCUGGCACCGGUACCGAUCAGCAACUCCCGCUCCGGGUGGGUGACCGCCAGGAGGCUCACAUUAGCAGCGCUGAGAGAGAAGAAGAGGGCUCAGCUAUGAGGCCAUCAUGCACCAACAGUGUUGCCAGAUGGAAAAUGCUGAAUUAUCAUUUUUGGGGGCUUUUUGGAAGGAAAUUAUCGUAUAAGCCCAAAUUGUUGCUUCAAGGCAACUAAAUGAACUGAAGGACACCUCUGAAAUUAUCGUACGUCAUGUUUUUUUUGAUCGUACAGAGGUCAAAAUGGACAAAAUUAUGGUUCAAAUACGAUAAUUAUCGUACAUCUGGCAACACUGUGCACCAAAGACAAGAACUUUGUACCGACUCAGCAAAAGGGCUUCACUGCUGCACUUCAGAGGGGUAUGGUCAGUGCACA
Messenger RNA from Engraulis encrasicolus (European anchovy), 1356 nucleotides. RefSeq names its product RAB GTPase activating protein 1-like 2 (gene rabgap1l2). The transcript is spliced from 8 exons. NCBI's taxonomy places the organism in Eukaryota, Metazoa, Chordata, Actinopteri, Clupeiformes, Engraulidae. The record is from RefSeq and is a predicted model, not a curated record. The coding region runs from base 77 to 1045 and encodes 322 amino acids.